Molecule: messenger RNA, 429 nt
Organism: Arabidopsis thaliana (thale cress)
Lineage: Eukaryota; Viridiplantae; Streptophyta; Magnoliopsida; Brassicales; Brassicaceae
Exons: 1
Coding region: 1-429 (142 amino acids)
Source: RefSeq, marked reviewed
AUGGCGAUUCUCGACCUCGAGACUUUCAAGUCACUCACUUCCCUCACCUUCAACUUCGAGACUCUCUCCGAUACUGUCACUUCCACGAAAGAUUCGUCGUACUCUGUUUCAUCUCCGGUUACUUCUGGUGAUCGCGUCGACGGAGGUUGUAUUUGCUCGAGGAUGGUCUCUCUUUGUGAAGAUUCACGUUAUUCUGUUAAAGAUGGUAUCAAUCGCGAUGGUUAUGAUACUGAUGAAGAAGAUGACUUUGACUACUAUGAUGAUCUCGAUGAUGAUCAUGAGCUGGUAAAGAUUCAGAGGAUUAGGAAAACGGGAAAGAGAACAUUCUGGAAAAACGUUACGUUGAAGAAGAAGAAGUAUUCGUAUUCGCAGUUGAAACCUGGGUGUGUUCAUGGCAAGCAUGGACUCGAUAUCAAAUUCAGGUGCUGA